Uloborus diversus is the source of this 2971-nucleotide messenger RNA. Its product is annotated as scm-like with four MBT domains protein 1. Gene Ontology annotation, molecular function: protein binding. Bases 181 to 2859 code for a protein of 892 amino acids. The transcript is spliced from 18 exons. Lineage: Eukaryota; Metazoa; Arthropoda; Arachnida; Araneae; Uloboridae. The record is from RefSeq and is a predicted model, not a curated record. Gene Ontology annotation, cellular component: nucleus. Gene Ontology annotation, biological process: regulation of DNA-templated transcription.
GGCUCCUUUUUUUUAUUUUUUUAGCAAUUAUGUGAUUCAAAUUAGGGAAUUAAAAAUUGCUGUAGAAUAUUCUCCGUCUGUGCACCUAUUUGGCAAAAAUUUUAAAGAUAUACAUGGUUUUUCUACUUAGCCAAGUUAUUACAAAUAAAUACCAGAAGAAAUGAUGUUCCUUGAAACCUUAUGUUAAAAAUGGAAUCAACCAGUAAAGCUUCCCAAGAUGGUUCUGAUCCUGAUUUCAAAUGGGUUGAUUAUCUUGAGGAUACUAAUUCUACUCCAGCUCCAUCAGAAGCUUUUAUACAUGUGGAACACAGUUUGAACACUGGUCUCCAAAUCGGAAUGAAGCUAGAAAUUCUAAAUCAAGAAACGAAAGAUGUGUACUGGAUUGCAUCUGUAGUUAUGACUUGUGGGGAAUUGCUAACUCUCAGAUUCUUUGGUUAUGGUAACGAUCGAUCUGCUGAUUUCUGGUUCAAUGCAAAAUCAGGAGAGUUUCAUCCAAUUGGUUGGUGUUCUGCUAAUAAUAAAAAGUUGUGGCCCCCGAAAGGUGUUUUGGAAAAAUGUCCUGAUGUCAAUACUUUGCUUUCGGAUGUUAAAAUUGAAAUAACUAAAGCAGAGAACAUCCCAGCUUUUAUUUCAAAUGAGCUUGAUGCUGGUAUAAUACCAAUUGAUCUAAUAAAGGUCGGAAUGAAAGUUGAAAUUUCUGAAGUUUUUAACCCACAAAACAUAUGGAUUGCAACUAUUUCACAAAAUGUUGGAGGACGUUUGCAACUGAAAUAUGAUGAACUGAAAUCUUCACAUGAAAAAUUUUGGUUGUUUUACCUUUCUGAUCGAUUAUUCUCCAUAGGGCAUGUAGCUGAGCAUAACUUAACAUACUCUGCACCUAAAAGUUUGAAAAAUAAUCAUACUGAAGAAGAGUUAAGAUCGGUGCUAGAACAAUCUCUCAAAGAUGCAAAAAGUUUUCCUUUUCCAUCUCAUGUUCUCCGGCCCAAGAUUCCAUUAGAAAAGCAUUAUUUCAAAGAGGGAAUGAAGCUUGAAGCUGUUGACCCAAUUACUUACACGAAUUUGUGUCCUGCUACCAUUUCUACUGUUUUGAGUGAUUAUUACUUUUUAGUGUCUAUAGAUGAUUGUGGUUCAAAAAGAGAUAAAACAGCUUUGCUUUGUUGCAAUUCAAAUAGUCAACUCAUAUUUCCUGUUGGAUGGGCAGAAAAACAUGAACUUUGCUUAAAGGUUCCUCAUGGUUACACUGAUGCUUUCUCAUGGAAUGAUUAUCUUAAGCGUUGCAAAGCUUUUGCUGCGCCUGAAGAAUUAUUUUCAGAAAGCUUUGAAAAUGAUGAGUUUGAAACAAGCAUGAAGUUAGAAGCUGCUGAUCCUCUUCAUCCUGAAAAUAUAAAAGUUGCAACUAUUACAAAAAUUGUUGCUCCGCUCAUGUGGUUGCACUUUGACAGUGAUGAUAGUAACAGUUCUAGUUUCAUCACCAGCUUAAACUCACUUGACAUCUAUCCUGUUGGUUGGUGUGACACUAAUGGUUAUCCUUUACUCACUCCUUCGAUUCAUAAAUCAAAAAUUGUGGAAGAUAUUGCUGUGAAUAGGGCAGAGGAAACUAAUAUGAAGCUAAAAGUUACUGAUGUCCAAGUUUCGACUCAAUCAGAGCAACAGUGUAAAUCCUGGUGUCCUAAAAUAUAUUUCAAUCACCGUUGCUUCACUGGACCUUUGCUCAGUAAAAGUAGAUUGGCGGAAUUACCACAAGCUAUUGGACCGGGGCCUGUUAAUUUAGUCAUGUUUGAUGUAAUCAGUCGUGUUGUAAAUAUUGCAUACAAAUCUAGUCGUGUUUUGCAAAUAUUGCAAGUUCAUGGGAAACCAUCUUCCGGAAUGCAUCAACAGGUGAUUAAAGCAAAAUAUAAAGGCAAGUCAUACAGAGCUACCAUAGAAGUAGUGAGAAAUAGUGAACAAGUCGAGGAAUUCUGUAAAAAUAUUUGUCUUAAACUGGAAUGUUGUCCACAUUUAUUUGGGCCUGUUCAUGUCGGAGAAGUUUGUCCAAGUAAAUGUCAUACUCAGACAAAAACAAAAUUUGGUUAUAACUUUGUUAAGAAACAUAAAAAACCUGGUAGGCCACCUCUAUCAUCUUCAGUAAGCUCUCUGAGCAACGGGGAGGUGGUAAAGAGAGGUCCUGGCAGAAAAAAGAAGCGGAAACACUGGACUCAUUUAAAUAUGUUGUCUGGGGAAUCUCAACCUGAAAAGAAACCCAAAUCUGUGGAUUCGAGUGAAACCGAUGAAUCUGCAAAACCGGAACCGAGCAAAAGUGAGGAUUCCAAAGAAAAAUUAGACAGCAUUCCUACUAAGAAAUUAAAGAUCACUCCAAGUUCAAGCAUCGUCACAAGGGGCGCAAAACUGCCUAAUUUUGGAUUGUGGCAUCAUGUUUCACCCUUUCUUCCACGUCGGGGCAGACCUCGGACUAGACCAAUGAGACCCUUUCCACCAAGAAAAGUGGGUAGGCCCAUAGGCAGUACAAAGAAAGCUAUUGCAUUGCAGUUGAAUUCCAAAAAGAGUGAUGCUGAUGAUGUUCAGUCUGAUCACUCCAAUGAAGAAAAGGAAAAGACUGUUGAGCCUGUCAAGAAAACUUCCCACUUGAAAAGUAAUCCUUUGGAUUGGUCUGUUGAUGAAGUAGUUAAAUAUUUGCAAGAGACUGAGUGUGCUCCAGUUGCUCCUUUACUCAGAGAACAAGAAAUAGACGGACAAGCAUUAUUAAUGCUUAAUAUUGCAAAUGUUCAAGAGCAUUUACAUCUAAAACCUGAGCCAGCAGAGAAGUUUUGCUACCUUGUUAAGAAUUUGAAAAUCGAAUUCUUUACUCAUUUUGUGUCAUAAGUUACUUCCAUUCCAUCUCUGUUCUGUAAAUAUACAAUUUUAUGUUAAUUUAUUUUGUAUAAAUUUAUCCUUCUAUAUUUUGUUACAUUUACUACAUGUGAAUGAUGUUAAG